GUUCGUAGCUCCGCACUGUUUCUCCACUUCCGCCCUGACGGUACAAUAAACAUGCGUGUUGCUAUAAUCGGCGCUGGAGUCAUUGGACUGUCCACUGCUCAGAGUAUAUAUGAGCAGUACCACUCUAUUGUUAGUCCACUGACCAUUGAGGUGUAUGCAGACCGCUUCACCCCACUGACCACCAGUGAUGGCGCGGCAGGCUUUUGGCAGCCAUACCUCGAUGACAAGGGCAAUCUAAAGGAAAGGGAAUGGAAUAAACAGACCUUUGACUACUUGCUCAGUUGCCUCAGUUCACCGGAGUCUGUAAAAAUGGGUGUCUUCCUCCAGUCUGGCUACAACCUCUGCAGGGAACAAAAACCUGACCCAUCCUUUAAAGAUAUAGUGCUCGGCUUUAGACGUCUCUCAGAGCGUGAGCUGAAGAUGUUUCCUGGCUACAGCUAUGGGUGGUUCCACACUAGUCUCAUGUUGGAGGGUAAAACAUACCUACCCUGGUUAAUGGACUGGUUGCAAAAACGAGGUGUGAAAUUUUAUCACAGGAAAAUUGGCUCAUUUACAGAGCUGUCCAAAAAUGGUGCAGAUGUGAUCAUAAACUGCCCUGGUGUAAGAGCCGGAGAGCUCCAGCAUGACCCUGAACUUAAGCCAGCCCGUGGACAAAUAAUUAAGGUGGAUGCCCCAUGGCUGAAGCACUGGAUUUUGACCCACGAUUCAAGUGUAUACACCUCACCGUACAUCAUCCCAGGGAGUAGUCUCGUGACAGUCGGUGGGUUGUUCCAGUUGGACAACUGGAAUGAGCACAAUAGUCCCACUGAUCAUGAAAACAUUUGGGAAAAGGCUUGCCAGCUGGAGCCUAGUCUAAAGCAUGCCAGGAAAAUGUACGACUGGAGCGGCCUCAGACCAGCCCGAAGCACAGUCCGACUGGAGAGAGAGACAAUACAGUGCGGUGCCACUGCAGUAGAGGUGAUUCACAACUAUGGCCACGGAGGUUUUGGACUAACCAUUCACAGAGGCUGUGCCCAGGAAGCUGCCAGGCUUUUGGGUCAGAUCUUGGGACAAAAGAGUUGUGGACUGAAAGCUCACCUGUGAAUUUGUGUUGGUGAUUCGGUUGGAAUUUUCUUUCCAGUGCCUAAUGAGGCAUACACUAAUAUGAGGUUCCUAACCAUUAAGACCUCAGAACCCAAUUUUUCCAUUAUAAAGGAGCUGAAGGCCCAUUCAAAUAUUAACACUAAAUUAGUAAUCUUACGGGUAUUCAAUAAUUAUAUCUAAAUCAAAUCAAACUUUCAUCAAAAAAAAAAAAAAAAUUAAAUAAAAAUCAAACUUUAUUUGUAUAGCACUUUCCAUAUAUAUAUAAAAAGUAGCACAAAGUAGCUAACCUACUUACAGUUUACAACCUUGUCAAAUGAUACAAAACCAUAUGUUAAUCAUUAAGAUUACAAUUUAUUUAAGGAAUAAACCUUAGGCUUUGGUCAGACUGAUUAGAAAAAUAAGUACUAACCGAAUAUACUGCAUAAAAAGAGACUUAUUAAGUUAAAGUACCACUGAUAGUUUCACACACACACUAGGUGUGGUGAAAUUACCCUCUGCAUUUGACCCAUCCCCUUGUUCCACCCCCUGGGAGGUGAGGGGAGCAGUGAGCAGCAGCGGUGGCCACAGUCGGGAAUCAUUUUGGUAAUUUAACCCCCAAUCCAACCCUUGAUGCUGAGUGCCAAGCAGGGAGGUAAUAGGUCCCAAGUUCCCAACAGACAAAAAAUAAAUUUACAUACCAUUAUGUUGUGCUGAAAUAAGUAUGUUUCUUAACUGUCAAUAAAAAAAAUAAAAAAAUAUUGAUUAAAAUUAUGCAGUGCUAAAAUUAAUAAGUGCAAGCUAAAUUAUAAUAUACAUCCAUCCAUCCAUUUUCUACCGCUUGUGAUAAUAUAAAUGUUUCUUAAAUAAACUGUCAAUAAAAUUAAAGUGAGAAUGAAAGUUUGGUCAUAAUUUUUGCAUUUAAGAAAUGUUUGUAUAACUGGAGCGCCAUACUUUUUCUGUCUGUUUGAUCUUGUCAUUACUGCCACGAGUGGUGACAAAGUGUAUUACAACGGAGUACUGCUGUGGCCCAUAUGGACUACAGCUGAGAAACACAUCUUUUUUGGCGGCCCAACAAUGGGCCUCAGCCCUUUGGUUAAAAGCCCUGGUUUAUGGUGUGAAGUAUAAUAUGAUAUCAGGUUUUUUAAUAUACAUCGACAAAAAGACGGUUAAAAUGUUUGAAAGAAUCUGAAUGAUUUGACUAACAAAACAGCAUUUGUCACUGCUUUUUUGCAAGAAUCUUUUUAUUGCAACAUCCAGUGUAUUGACAAGAAUCGGUGCACGCAGACACCUAAUGCAGCACUAUGUCUCACUGGUAGAAUUCAUUAUGGAAGAACCAGCUAGAUGGGCAUCUGCUAGUUAGUUUGUUUCCAAACACAGAUUGGGCAAAAUACUUUGACCUUCACAUCACCUCAUUACAAAGAAACAAAGAAAAGCCUGACAACUAAA
Nerophis lumbriciformis (worm pipefish) is the source of this 2508-nucleotide messenger RNA. Its product is annotated as D-amino-acid oxidase-like. Gene Ontology annotation, molecular function: FAD binding; D-amino-acid oxidase activity. The record is from RefSeq and is a predicted model, not a curated record. Gene Ontology annotation, biological process: L-proline catabolic process; D-alanine catabolic process; D-serine catabolic process. NCBI's taxonomy places the organism in Eukaryota, Metazoa, Chordata, Actinopteri, Syngnathiformes, Syngnathidae. Gene Ontology annotation, cellular component: cytoplasm.